This is a messenger RNA of Fusarium fujikuroi IMI 58289, 1425 nucleotides long. RefSeq names its product probable histidine--tRNA ligase, mitochondrial. Gene Ontology annotation, cellular component: mitochondrion; cytoplasm. The transcript is spliced from 2 exons. Lineage: Eukaryota; Fungi; Ascomycota; Sordariomycetes; Hypocreales; Nectriaceae. Gene Ontology annotation, molecular function: histidine-tRNA ligase activity; ATP binding. The coding region runs from base 1 to 1425 and encodes 474 amino acids. The record is from RefSeq and is a predicted model, not a curated record. Gene Ontology annotation, biological process: mitochondrial translation; histidyl-tRNA aminoacylation.
AUGCCAGCAAAUAACCCCAAACCCCAGCCGCCCCAGUCUGAACUCAAGACGGCAAAGGGCACUCGCGAUUGGGUUGGCCGCGAUCUUCUACUGCGCGACCACAUUUUUCAGACAAUCAGCGACGUUUUCAAGCGUCAUGGCGGCAUUCCCUUGGACACGCCCGUCUUCGAGCUCCGGGAGGUCCUGGCUGGGAAGUACGGCGAGGAUGCCAAACUCAUCUACAAUGUCGAAGACCAAGGAGGGGAGCUCUUAUCGUUGCGAUAUGACUUGACGGUUCCAUUUGCUCGUUGGUUAGCCAUGCACAGCAACGUCAAGCAAAUCAAGCGCUACCAGAUCGCCAAGGUUUACCGUCGCGAUCAGCCUGCCAUCUCUCGCGGCAGACUUCGAGAAUUUUAUCAGUGCGAUUUUGACAUUGCCGGCGUUUAUGACGCUAUGAUCCCCGAUGCUGAGAUUCUUCGCAUCAUUGUCGAAGUGUUCAGAGCUCUCAAGCUCGGCAUUGUCAUCAAACUGAACCACAGAUGCACACUCGACGGCUUGUUCACCGUUGCUGGCGUUCCCCCAGAAAAGAUCAGGACCAUCAGCUCAGCUGUCGACAAGCUGGACAAGGCCCCGUGGGAAGAGGUUAAGAAAGAAAUGGUAGACGAGAAGGGCCUGUCGGAGGAGGUUGCCGACAAAAUCGGUGAAUAUGUCAGGCGCAGUGGCGGCUUGCGUGAAAUGAUCGAAGCCCUCAAGGGGGACCAAGAGCUAUCAGCCAACGAACAAAUCCAAAUUGGCCUGGCCGACAUGGACCUUCUCGCCCGUUACCUCAAAGCAAUGGACGCCAUCGACAGUGUGUCUUUCGAUCUUUCACUCGCACGUGGCCUCGACUAUUACACCGGAUUGAUAUACGAAGUCAUCACGACUACGUCGGGUCGAUCUAAUCAAGUCGGCAGUGUUGCCGCCGGCGGGCGCUACGACAAUCUUGUGGGCAGGUAUGGCAAGCAGCCUGUCCCUUGCGUCGGUCUCUCCUUUGGAGUAGACCGUGUAUUUACUAUCUUGGACGCUCGACAAAAGAAGAACACCUCAGAUCUCAACAGCGAGGCUGAUGUGUACGUCAUGGCAGCUGGCGGCAAAGGCUUUGAUGGUCUGCUAGCUGAACGCAUGGAGGUGGCUCGUCAGCUUUGGGACGCAGGCAUUAGGGCUGAGUUCCCUGCCAAAAUUAAGCCCAAGAUGCUUCAACAGUUCAACGCUGCCAAGGAAGUGCCCGUUGCCGUAAUUCUCGGUCAAGACGAAAUUGAAGCUGGCCAGGUUAGACUGAAGGACGCCCGAGCCGGUGACGGGGAGAGGGUUGAGAAAGAUCGAGGGCGACUCGUUUCUAGAGAAAAUCUGGUUGAAGAGGUGACAAGUCUUUUAUCGAAGAUAGCACUAGAAGAAGGUCAAGAUUAG